AUGGAUUCCAAAGCAAGAACGUGGUUCGCGAUACUACUGUUUGUUGUUUGUUUAAGCUACCACUGUAGUCAGGCAUCUCAUUCUAACCUCUCAAGAGAAGAAGAACUGGAGUUAGAAGAGCAACUCAAACUUCUCAACAGACCGUCCAUCACAACAUUUGAGACUAAGGAAGGAGAAAUCAUUGAUUGUGUCGACAUUCAUAAACAACCAGCGCUCGACCAUCCUUCACUAAAAAAUCACAAAGUUCAGAUUCGACCAAGUACAUAUCCAUUUGGCUUGUCAAAAGAUUCGACUUCAUCAAAAAACAACGUGGUUUCUCUUGGUUUGAAGAGAGGCAUUCAAUAUUAUGGAGUUGGUGGGUAUACGUCUGUAUACAAUUUGAGUGUGGCUCAAGAUCAAUCUUCUUCUUCUAAUAUAUGGAUAGUUGGUGGACCUCCCGAAACUCUCAAUGUGAAUCCAACGAUCAACGGUGAUAGUCUCACUAGAAUGUUUGUGUAUUGGACAGAUCGAUCAACGGGGGAUUGGUGGCUUGCAGUGAGUGAUAGCCAAACAACAAUAGGGUAUUGGCCAAAGGAGCUGUUUGGACAUCUGAAUGAUGGGGCAGAACAAGUGGCAUGGGGAGGCAUUGCAAAGCCUUCACCAAAUGGAAUGAGCCCUCCAUUGGGGAAUGGCCACAAGCCAAAUAAUGGUAAAUACAAUGAAGCUUGCUACUUCAAAUCCAUAAACUACAUAGAUGGCAAUAACAAUGGCGUAGAUCCUGCUUAUGAGAACAUAGUGAGUCAUGUAAGUAACUCUGAUUGUUAUGGUUUGUUUGAUGGCGCCGGUACAUGUGCGGCUGAUAACAUGUAUUUUUGCUUCACUUUUGGAGGACCCGGUGGAAACAAUUGUAGGGCAACCUAG
This is a messenger RNA of Momordica charantia (bitter melon), 900 nucleotides long. Lineage: Eukaryota; Viridiplantae; Streptophyta; Magnoliopsida; Cucurbitales; Cucurbitaceae. The record is from RefSeq and is a predicted model, not a curated record.